UUUAAAAAGCACAUUGAAAAGUUUGAACAAACAAAUGAGUAGCAAAAAAAUAAAAAAAAAGGAAAAAAAAUAAGAGCAUGAGUGUGUAAUGAACUGUCAUUGAAAUAAUACGUGCUUCCCAUAAUGUCAUUUGCCGUACUUUUUUAAUCUUUAAGGGAUAAAUUAACAACAAUUAGAAGCUAGACUAGCUUAACUUUAUUCAAUUCUUUUCCCCUUUGUUUAUGAGGAUACAUUUGCUUCCAUGUUUCAAUAAUUAAUUUGACGUAUUAUUGUUUCAUCCACCAAAUUUCCACAAAAAUGGAAGCCAAGGUUCUAUUAUUCAGCACAAUCUUGAUCUUUGCCUAUGUCUCUUUUCCAGUCUAUUCAUGGGAUGAUGAUGAAUGCACCUACGUAAUUUACGUGCAAACCGGCAAUGCAAAAAGCGCAACAACGUAUGCUAAAGUAAACCUUGAAUUACGUGACAAAUAUUUCAAUCGUUUAAACAUCACAAACCUUCAAUCUUGGGGGAUUAUGAGCAAGUAUCAUUACUAUUUUAAAAGAGGAAAUUUGGAUACCUUUGCUGUGAAAGGCAAAUGCUUAAAAGGUCCAAUUUGUAGCAUGACAUUGAGUCAUGAUAACACCGGCGUAUCUCCCGGUUGGUACGUGGACUAUGUUGAAGUUACGUCUAUUGCACCAAGUCGGGGUUGUCGAAAGAUUAAUUUUCCGGUUAAUGCGUGGUUGGCCAUCAAUGAGCCACCGUUUGGUACCGCUAGUCGGGGUGUGUAUUUGUGUGAUGAUAUUAUUGGUGAUGAUGGUAAAUGCUCCUAGCUAGAAGAUUUUGAUCCUCUAACUUGGUUAUGCUACAAUUAAUAUAACUUGUAGUGCAUUAUUGCUUAGUUAUUGAUUGAGUUUUACCCUUUGGCUGUUAUUGGAAUGUGAGAUGAAAAUGAGAAAUUUGUUGUCUUGGGAUAUUUUUCUAUUUCAAGUGACUAGAUUAAUUUGGUUA
Chenopodium quinoa (quinoa) is the source of this 985-nucleotide messenger RNA. Its product is annotated as PLAT domain-containing protein 3-like. Bases 298 to 807 code for a protein of 169 amino acids. The transcript has 2 exons. Gene Ontology annotation, molecular function: protein binding. The record is from RefSeq and is a predicted model, not a curated record. Lineage: Eukaryota; Viridiplantae; Streptophyta; Magnoliopsida; Caryophyllales; Amaranthaceae.